AUGCCUUCCCCCGAUCUCCUCUGUCGGUCGUGCUUUGCUCUGCUUCUCGAGCUCGACGGUCUGACGCCUGCUCGGCUGCUCGUGGACGCCGCCGACAGAUCUAGACUGGCUGCUCGUUGCGCUGGUGCUCGCUGGCCGCUGCCCUGCUGGCCGCUGCGUCGAUGGCCGGUGCUCGUUGCGCUGCUGCUCGCUGCGUCGAUGGCAGCUGUUCUUCCUCUUCGCGAAGACGCCAACGAAGGAAUGCCUGGAAUGGAACUGAACUGUAGAGGGCAGAGGCGGUCGAUUUUGGAAAUUGGAAUGGAACCCUAG
Linum trigynum is the source of this 309-nucleotide messenger RNA. NCBI's taxonomy places the organism in Eukaryota, Viridiplantae, Streptophyta, Magnoliopsida, Malpighiales, Linaceae. The record is from the annotation of a GenBank genome assembly.